AUGUGGUCAGGUUCUGUUCCUGCUUUUGAAGAAUUUGUGAAGGCUCUCAAUGACAACAACAUCAAUCUGAAACUAACUCAUGUUAUUGAUGAGCAUGAAUUAGUUUUUUUAGAUCUUAAGAUUUUGCUACAACAAGACGGGACUAUCCAAACAGAACUAUUUAGGAAAGCCACCUCGACUAAUAGUCUGUUACACUGGGAUAGUCACCAUCCAUAUAAAUUAAAAGCUUCCAUUCCUUAUGGACAGUAUCUACGAGCAUGGCGCAACUGCUCGGUUGACCAAACCUUUUACGAUGAAUGCAAAAUAUUAAGAUCGCGCUUUAAGGAACUUGGUUACCCGAACCGAGUUUUAAAAAGGGCAUUCCAGCGGGUCAGCGGAACACAAGUAAUCGAUGUUAUCGAGCAAGGAGCAGGGGCACACCCAGAUGGUCCCCAGAUUCCAGUUGCUUCUGAUAGUGAUUCAUUCUCCUCACCAGAUGAGGACAAGUUAGCCACUUUUGAGAAACAACUCGAAGAUGAGUACAAAGUUAAGAGCGAAGCAGAAAAGCUGAUAAAGGCGUAUUCUACCGACCGCUCCAAAGAUCAGAAACAUCUCAGUGAUGCUCAGAAAAUACUCCAUGACAGCAAAAGAAAAAUAGAAAUUUUGCGCAUGUUGAUUCUCCAACAUAAAGAAACACCUACAAUAAGUCCAUUGGAGAAACGCAUUGAGGAGUUGAGCCACCGAUUUGCGAUCGAGCGUGCCGUGGCUGAAGGAGCCAAACAUGCCACCCAGAAAUUGGAUGGAAAGCCGCUUGUUGAGGCACAAUCAAUACUACAGGCGUCAAAUGAAAAGCUGGACCUCCUUAAAUAUUCCUUGCAGGAACGAGUGAAAGAACUUCCUGAUGGCCACCAUAGGAAGAGUAUAACCACCGAGGAACUGUCCCUUGGUUCAGUCAAAUCCAAGUCCAUAGCACUAACCGGUACUCUGAAAGUGCGAGUAAAGGGCUGUCACGGUAUUCUGGAGAAUGUACCUGGCAGACUAAAGGACCCGUCAGAUGUUCUCCCUGGCAGGAGUCCACGUCGAGGAAGAUUCUUAUUAAUGAACCGGAUCAGAAGAAACAACCGUGGCAGCAAUCAGAACAUCCAGGAGACUUUUGACUUUUCUAAAUACAGGAGAUUAGACUCCUUUGAUGAAAGCAAACCUCUAGAGCUUUGUGUAAAGCUAAUAGAUGAACCUUUAUAUUGUGAAGUCCGUACUCAGCUGAAGAUCGAUCAUAUUCCAGUGGGUUCAACAAGUUGGAAAACUGUUUCUAACCCAUCCUGGAAUAAGACAUUUAAACUGGAUUUAGAUAAGUCUCGGGAGCUAGAAAUAUCCUUAUAUUGGCAUGAUCAGAGAUCACUGUGUGCCACAAAGACUCUGAAGUUGGAAGAAUUCCUGUUGAACCCCAAACAGGAACUGUGUCUACAACUGGAACCACAGGGCACCCUUUUCAUCAAGGUGACGUUUUCCAGUCCUUUCACCCAGAAAAGGCCAAAGCUUCAAACAAUUAAGAAAUUAAUCUCCUCAAAACAAGAGGAGACCACCGAACCAGCUCCACUGGAGGAUGCAGCUAUUGAUGCUCAUUCGCUGCCAGAAUCGGAUACUGAGAGCGUGGAUUCAUCGGCGCCGGCUGUGGAUACUGAAACGGAAAAGACCAUCCAGCCAGCUCCAGAAGAAGAUGUUGUUACUGACAAUCCUAUAUUGCCAGUAGCCACUGAGAGCAUGCGUCCAUUAACACCUGAUGCUGAUACCAUUACAGAAGAGACCUUCCAACCACCUCCAGUGGAAGCUACAACUAUUGACAAUGUACCAGCAGUGGACACUGAGAAUGUGGAUUCAACACUACCAGCUAUCAACACCAUUAGUACAGAAACUAUCCAACCACCUCCAGUGGAAGCUAGAAUUUUUGACAAUGCUCCACUGCCAGUAGCAGUAGAGGACUCUGUGAGCAUGGAACCAUUACCACCAGCUAUUGUAAGCUUGCUAGAAAUGACAAUCCAACCAGCUCUAGAAGUUGAUUUAGUUACUGACCCUACUCCAUUGCCAGUAAAGGACACGGACAGCGUGGAGCCAUCGGUGCCAGCUGUUGAUGAAAUUACAGAAAAGACAAUUCAACCAGCUGCAGAGGAGGAUGCAGCUAUUAAUCCUCAAUCACUACCAGUAGAGGACUCUGAGAGCAUGAAGCCAUUGCUGCCAGCUGACGAUGAAGAUACAAAAAAGACAAUCCAACCACCUCCAGAGGAGGAUGCAGCUAUUAAUCCUCAAUCACUACCAGUAGAGGACUCUGAGAGCAUGAAGCCAUUGCUGCCAGCUGACGAUGAAGAUACAGAAAAGAUAAUCCAACCAGCUCCAGAGCAGGCUGUAGUAAUUGACACGCCUCAAGUGUCAGCAGUGGACAAUAAGAAAGUGGAAUCAUCACCACCUGGUGCUGCUACUGAUAUGGAAAAAAACAUCCAAACAUCAACAGAGAAAGAUGCAGUUAUUGAUAUUGAUAACAUUGCAGAAGAAACCACUGGACCACCAAAGGGUUUAGUUCGUGACGCUGUUCCAUUGGCAGAAGCAGAUGUGGAAAAUCCAUCAUCAUCAGCUGGUAUUCAGCAAGGAGCUCGGCUGAGCAUUCAGGAUUUUGAUUGUCUCUGUGUGCUGGGAAGAGGAGCAUUUGGAAAGGUGGGUUAUGGUGUGAAUUCCACUUUCAAUAUAAAAGGUGUCAAGAUAAAUGCUAGGCUUAUAUGUGAAAAGGAAAUCCUACAGACUGUGAGCGAAGUACAGCAUCCUUUCCUUGUUAACAUGUUGGCAAGCUUCCAGACUCAGGGUCAUUUUUGUUUUUUAAUGGAGUAUGCCGCUGGUGGGGACUUAAUGACCGAUAUUAGGAACAACAACUUUCAGCCAUUUUCCACAACCAGAGCUGUGUUUUAUGCGGCGUGUUGUGUGCUCGGCCUGGAUUUCUUGCAUCAAAACGAUAUUGUUCACAGAGAUCUCAAAUUGGAAAACAUUGUAAUUGACAUAGAUGGAUUUGCCAAAAUUACAGACUUUGGUCUUAGUAAACAAGGGAUGGGAUAUGGAGAACAAGACAGAACAUAUUGUGGCACCCUGCAUUACAUGGCACCGGAAAUGGUUUGCGGUAAACCAUACACAACAUCUAUUGACUGGUGGAGUCUCGGUGCAGUUAUUUAUAUAAUGCUGUGUGGAAUGCUUUUGCAUAAAGAUCCCAAAGUCCGUCUAGGAGCCAGCGAGAAUGAUGCCUGGGAUCUGAAGAGCCACCCUUUUUUUAAACAAAUAGACUGGUUCGCAUUAUUGUUUAAGAGUGUCAGGCCGCCAUGCGUACCAUCCAUCGAGGGACCAGACGACGUCCGCUACUUUAAUAGAAUGUACACAUCAUGCGCCCCCAUUCUGACACCGCCAGGCGAGUCUGAGUCACUAUCUGAUGUAGAGCUGGAGCUAUUCAAAGAUUUUGACUGGGUUUCCGAUAGGAUUUAA
Molecule: messenger RNA, 3495 nt
Organism: Pelobates fuscus (common spadefoot toad)
Lineage: Eukaryota; Metazoa; Chordata; Amphibia; Anura; Pelobatidae
Product: serine/threonine-protein kinase N2-like
Exons: 19
Coding region: 1-3495 (1164 amino acids)
Biological process (GO): signal transduction; protein phosphorylation
Cellular component (GO): nucleus; cytoplasm
Molecular function (GO): ATP binding; protein serine/threonine kinase activity
Source: RefSeq, a predicted model, not a curated record